AUUGCCCGCUACUCCAACCGCGGACCAGUAACUCGGAGUUACCCUGUGCCUUUCGCAGCGCGUCAACCUGCAGCACUUGUGAACAUCAGUCUACGAAGAGCCAUAUGGUGAAAUGAGGGGCAUUGAGGAGACAAGGCAGCGAUGGAACACCCUGUUUUGCGACAAUGACAACACCGCCAGCUUCCGGAACGCCCUCAGAUUGGAGCAGGACGACAAACUGUGCAACGAUGGACUGAGAUCGAUCUGUUGGAAGGCCUUCCUGCUUUUCGACGAUCUCGAUCGGGCACAAUGGCCGCGGAAGCUGUCCGACUCACGAAGCGCCUACGUCGCCCUCAAGGCCCAUUUCCUGAAAUACAUCGAGCACCCGGACGACUUGGAAUCGACUGUUGAUCCGCUGGCGGAUGAUGUUGAGUCUCCAUGGCAAACCCUACGCAACGACGAGCAGACAAGAGCAGAUAUAUCUCAGGAUGUGGACAGGUGCUUGCAAGAGAACUUCUUCUUCCGGGAGCCCGCCACCAAGUCUAAGAUGAUCGAUAUACUAUUCAUCUAUGCGAAACUUAACCCAGACCUCGGCUAUCGACAAGGCAUGCAUGAGGUAUUGGCACCUCUCUUGUGGGUGGUGGACAGGGAUGCGAUCGAGACACACCCUUUGAAAGAGUCCGGGGAAGCCGAGGCGAGCGAUGACGCGAUGCUUCAGCUUCUCGAUGCCAGUUACGUUGAGCAUGACUCGUUUGCGCUGUUCUGCUCCGUCAUGCAGAAUGUCCGAGUGUACUAUGAGCACAACCGGACCCGAUCGUCCAAUGGGCAGAUGGAUGUCAUUCCAAUUGUACAUCAGUGUGAGCGACUUCAUAAUGAACUCUUGGUCACAGCAGAUCUCGAAUUAGCGGAUCACUUGCAGACGCUUGAGAUAUUGCCCCAGAUUUUUCUUACUCGUUGGAUGCGUCUUCUGUUUGGGCGGGAAUUUGUUUUCCAAGAUGUGCUCCAAAUUUGGGAUCUACUCUUCGCUGAAGGGCUGCGUGCAGAGCUGAUUGACUAUGUUUGCGUUGCAAUGCUGUUGCGGAUUCGUUGGCAAUUACUGAGUGCUGAUUCGUCAAGCGCUCUGAGCAUCCUGCUUCGUUACCCUUCUCCCGAACCUCAUUCACCAGUGACUUUCGUCUACGAUGGGAUAUAUCUGGAGCAGAACCCCACACCAGAGAGAGGCCUAUUCAUCAUCUCAAAAUAUUCCGGGAGACCACCGGACCUGUCGAGAGGACUUGGACAGCCAAGUGUCAAACCCUCCAAGGGGAAGUUUCGCCUACGAAGAGCCUCCAGGGACUUAAGUGAGGUCAGCUCUCCUUCGAGGUCACCCGCAAGGAAUAGCCCGAAAAGCCUCGAAGCGCUGUUUCAGGAUGUAUCGGAGGGUAUACAGCGCCGAACAGAGGCUUGGGGAGUCGCCAAGGCCGUUCGAGGGGCAGUGAGCGAAGCGAAGCGCAAUAUGCAGUCCGUCCAGUCGGAGCAUUAUGCUCGCGGUGCACGAUACGAGAAUCAAACCCAGGGAUUGAACCCUCCCUGGGAUCGGUCUUCCGAGGAUACAACUAAGUUGAAAGCGAAAGUCGAACAAUUAGAGGGGCGGAAUAAGGAGCUCGCCAAAAUGCUAGAUCAUGCACUCAAGGACAUUCGCAUCCAUAUGAACAAGGCUGAGAAAGUGGACGAUGGUGAUAUGGACGCCUUGAAGCAGGCUCUCGACAGGGUACAAAGUAUUCAAAGCUGCCUUGAAGAUCACAGCAUGCCUUUAAGCGGCGCAGAUCAAUCCCCGAGCGAGAAUAGUCAUGCCGAUUCCGAGACACCCCCUGAAGCUUCUGGAGCUACCAGUGACAGCGCGAAAAUUGCAAACGAUGGGGCAGAACGCACCUCCACUUUUACCCACCAAACUAGCACAACUGCCGGGUCUCCCAGAUCUCCCAUUGGCAUGGGAAACAAGGGCGACCGCAGUGCCGCCACCAGCCCACAAUUUCCCACUCCCAUGCCCCUCCGACACGCACCUCGGCCCUCGUUGGCCGACUCUGAGUUUUCAUGGAUGCUCGGCGGCAAGCAGCAUCUCUCGAGCUUUGUGAGCCCGGCAUCUGUUCUUCCGGAGCAGACUCGGCACGGCGAAGGCCGCCCGCGCGUCAAACCAGCUUCCCUCUUCGGCAACGGGGACGAAGAGCACAACAAAUCCAUUCCUGAGCUUGAGUCGGACGGUCUGGCCCUACGAAGCCUUCGUGGACCCAAACCAUGAAUAACUAUGAACGCUCGACGGCGCACGCGGCAAUCUACUUCGAAGACUUUGAUAGGAUUGACAUUCAGCAUUUACUAUGUAAUAGCUUCUCGUUUCCUACUUUAGUGAAUCAACAGAAGGGAGGAUAUGGGAUGCUGGAAUAGUACAUGUUCGGAACCUUGCGUAGGCCCUACGGUUCGGACGUGUUUUGCCACGCGGGGGUAAACAAAUGAUCCAAUGAGUACGAGUUUUUGGCUAAGAAGACAAACAAACCGGCUGGACCUGGUAUUUUAUAACAGGCUUAAGUAUUUCUCGGUUCGUGUGAUUGAUGUGUAUCGGUGUUCAAUAGCCGGUAUACUGUGUAAUCGACCUCACAGUGGCUGUCCAGGUUCAACUCCUGAGGUGCCAUGCCUGUGGGAAGGGAUACAAGAAAC
Molecule: messenger RNA, 2670 nt
Organism: Aspergillus saccharolyticus JOP 1030-1
Lineage: Eukaryota; Fungi; Ascomycota; Eurotiomycetes; Eurotiales; Aspergillaceae
Product: GTPase-activating protein GYP6
Exons: 6
Coding region: 113-2257 (714 amino acids)
Biological process (GO): activation of GTPase activity
Molecular function (GO): GTPase activator activity
Source: RefSeq, a predicted model, not a curated record